Phanerochaete carnosa HHB-10118-sp is the source of this 261-nucleotide messenger RNA. RefSeq lists its product as uncharacterized. NCBI's taxonomy places the organism in Eukaryota, Fungi, Basidiomycota, Agaricomycetes, Polyporales, Phanerochaetaceae. The record is from RefSeq and is a predicted model, not a curated record. The annotation marks the transcript as partial. The transcript is spliced from 2 exons.
AAAAGAGAACGUCAGAGGGUACCCAACACUCAGUGGAGAAAGAUGGACGGCGUGGUGCGCAAAGCUGACAAAGGGAAGGUGAAAAACUGUAAGGAGGAUAUCGACACUCUACUCGUCUUUGCUGGUUUGUUCUCCGCAGUGCUCACGGCCUUCGUUAUCGAAUCCUAUCACAACCUGCAACCAGAUACCUCGACAGAGACCGUCACCCUCUUACGCCAGAUAUCCCUGCAGCUGACCAGUUUCACCAUCAACUCUAGGUUU